Messenger RNA from Panicum virgatum (switchgrass), 1569 nucleotides. Its product is annotated as peptidyl-prolyl cis-trans isomerase FKBP42-like. The transcript is spliced from 8 exons. The record is from RefSeq and is a predicted model, not a curated record. Bases 231 to 1352 code for a protein of 373 amino acids. NCBI's taxonomy places the organism in Eukaryota, Viridiplantae, Streptophyta, Magnoliopsida, Poales, Poaceae. Gene Ontology annotation, molecular function: protein binding; peptidyl-prolyl cis-trans isomerase activity.
CAUGGGCCCAAAAGGCGUACGAUCCUCGCUGUCCUAAGCCUUGGCUCCUCUGCUCUUCUCAAGUUCUGCCCCAGACCCCGAGUAGUGGGCUCACCAAACUGGAUCCGUGGAUGGAUUGAUCAUUUGAUCCUCUAUGAAUUGAAUACUCUGCAGCACGCCAGUAAAUUGACUACAUAACCCGCGGCACUCUAGAAAUUUCCGCCGGCCCGGCCGUCUCGCCACCCGCAGCGAUGGCGGUCGUCGAAGAAGAUGCGGCGCCUGCAGCCGCCGCCUCCGCUUCUGAUCCCACCGCUGGCUCCAGUGAUAAUGAGAUUACAGUGGAUGAGGCGUCUUUUGUGCAUACUGAACCUCCACAGGAUGGCAGUGCCCCACCCCUGGUUUCCUCUGCUAUGGAAGUCCUUCAUGAUAAAGUCAAGAAACAGGUCAUCAAAGAAGGACACGGCAAGAGACCGUUGAAGUUCGCGACGUGCUUUGUGCACUAUAGAGCAUGGGUUCAAGGAUCAUCUCAUAAAUUUGAGGAUACGUGGCAGGAGCAGCAUCCAAUCGAAUUAGUACUUGGAAAAGAGAAAAAGGAAAUGUCUGGUUUAGGCAUUGGUGUUGGCAACAUGAAAAGCGGGGAGCGUGCAUUGUUGCAUGUUGGUUGGGAGCUAGGCUAUGGCAAAGAAGGAAGCUUUUCAUUCCCAAAUGUCCCUCCAAUGGCUGACCUUGUUUAUGAAGUUGAGCUUAUUGGAUUUGAUGAUGUCAAAGAGGGGAAAGCCAGAAGUGACAUGACAGUUGAGGAGAGGAUUGCAGCUGCAGACAGGAGAAAGAUUGAGGGCAAUGAAUAUUUCAAAGAAAAGAAGCUUGAGGAGGCCAUGCAGCAAUAUGAAAUGGCAAUUGCGUACAUGGGAGACGAUUUCAUGUUUCAAUUGUUUGGGAAGUACAGAGACAUGGCCUUGGCUGUGAAAAAUCCAUGCCAUCUCAAUAUGGCUGCAUGCCUUAUCAAACUAAAUAGAUUCGAUGAAGCUAUUGUACAGUGUAGCAUCGUCUUGUCAGAGGACGAAAGUAAUGUGAAAGCACUGUUCAGGCGAGGAAAAGCUAAAUCUGAACUUGGCCAGACAGAAUCAGCUAGGGAGGAUUUCCUGAAAGCGAAGAAGUACUCCCCAGAAGACAAGGAGAUCCUUCGGGAGCUCCGGUUGCUGGCAGAACAAGACAAGGCUCUGUACCAAAAGCAGAAGGAGCUCUACAAAGGUCUCUUUGGGCCAAGGCCUGAAGUGAAACCAAAGAAUGCAAACUUCCUCGUUGUUUUCUGGCAGUGGCUGGUGUCCUUGAUUCGUUAUCUGGUUAGGAUGUUCAAACGUAAGAAUGAGUAGGGAACUUUACCAGAACUAGAGUUGGUUCUCGAGAUUUCGCGGCCGUGAUGACCAACAUUGUACUAUAAGAUUGGAAUUUCAAUUUCUGUUGAAGUGUCGAUCAUGUAUUUUUGAGCAACUGGGACAAAACAUAGUUGUUAUAAGCUCUUUACAAUGUUGUGUAUUGGCCAACCUUGGAGCCAAAGUUCAGACAUUCUUUGAGCCGAAGUUUCAGACA